UUUGUUCUUAUGAGUUAUGAAUUUUGUUGUUACUUAAACAAUUAAUAUUUGUCUUGAAUUUUUGGCAAAAUUUUCGAGAAGAAAAUUCAAAAAGUAAUAAUCAUACCCGAGUCUUAAAACGAAUCGAAACGUUUCGCUGGUUUUAAACCGAUACACAUCGUUACACUCAAAUUUAUUCCUUGAAAUCUUGAUAGCGUUUCUUCGGUAGCCGGCGAUUUCGUUGGUAACGUCAUGUACGUCCGUGUCCGUAUAUCAACUUUUGGGUUCUCACUUUCGUAACGUUUCUAAAAACAAAUAUAAACCCAACAGACAACACCAACAUUGUGGACUACAAAAAGCGUACUCUUGUCUCCCGACGACAUACGUCUGCGACGUAUAAUUCACUGGUUUUGUGACUCGUUGUUAAUUUGAGUUUGGCUUAAUAUAAUAUAUCAGUAUCGUUCCUAAUUGAUAUUAAUUUUAGUCUACGAUAGUCUUGAGAAAAACCAUCAUGAAAUUGGUCAAGUUUUUGAUGAAAUUAAGUCAUGAAACGGUAACAUUAGAACUGAAAAAUGGCACCAGUGUUCACGGAACCAUUACAGGAGUUGAUGUUGCCAUGAACACUCAUUUGAAAACAGUGAAAAUGACUAUGAAAAAUAAUCAGCCAGUGCUUUAUGAAACACUUAGCGUUCGUGGCAACAAUAUACGGUACUUCAUUUUACCUGAUUCACUAACCCUAGAAACACUACUAGUUGAUGAUGUACCUAAAUCAAGGGUAAAUCGUAGUGGGCGAGGAAUUCAUGGAGGACCUGGGAGAAGUCGUGGACGUGGAGGUCCAAGAGGACGAGGAAGUCGUGGAGGACCUCGCGGAGGUGGAAGUCGUGGACGUGGUGGACCACCUCGACGUUAAUAAUAUAAUUCAUGUUCCUAAUAUAUAAGAAAAUAUUUGAAAUAUAUUAUUUUACAUAUUUGAAA
This is a messenger RNA of Rhopalosiphum maidis (corn leaf aphid), 954 nucleotides long. RefSeq names its product small nuclear ribonucleoprotein Sm D1-like. The transcript is spliced from 4 exons. The coding region runs from base 491 to 889 and encodes 132 amino acids. Gene Ontology annotation, cellular component: U12-type spliceosomal complex; spliceosomal tri-snRNP complex; U5 snRNP. Gene Ontology annotation, molecular function: RNA binding. Gene Ontology annotation, biological process: spliceosomal snRNP assembly; RNA processing. Lineage: Eukaryota; Metazoa; Arthropoda; Insecta; Hemiptera; Aphididae. The record is from RefSeq and is a predicted model, not a curated record.